This is a messenger RNA of Toxoplasma gondii ME49, 760 nucleotides long. RefSeq lists its product as hypothetical. NCBI's taxonomy places the organism in Eukaryota, Apicomplexa, Conoidasida, Eucoccidiorida, Sarcocystidae. The record is from RefSeq and is a predicted model, not a curated record. The coding region runs from base 219 to 581 and encodes 120 amino acids. The transcript is spliced from 2 exons.
CCGUGAAACGACCGAAUGACGACGCGACUGCACCCCUGAUGGAAUCCUUCCAGUGGAAGGUUGCUUAUGUCUCGUAGCCAGAAACCCCGUUUACCCCAUGUUCAUCUUGUCUGAAAAACACUGGCAAUCUUUCACUUCCUACGCGCUUCUUUUCUCUCGAAGAAGCUGCCCCCUAUACCGGCAGACGUGUUUUUCCAAUUCCAGCCAUCUUUUUGGCGAUGCAAAUGCAUGCUACACUCCCGUCAUCGUACCGUGCGGAUUACUGUCGCGGAGAAAUGGCUGCGAAGAGUGCAAGCUCUCUGCUGUAUAUGCUGCUGUCAAAUUCAAACUCCUGGCUGACGGUAGAUGCGGCAUCUCCCAAGGCUUUUAGGACGGCUCAACAACCCUCGUUUUUCGGAUGUGUUCACACGUCUGUUCCUGUGCAAUCACAGUCGCAGCCAGCGUUUCGCCACGAAUUUGUGUCACGCUGUUUAUCGGGGUAUGUUUGUUUCACACAGGUGUUUUCUCGUGUAAAACAGAUCCAGGCCACAAGCAGCGCCAGCGACGAACGCUCGUGGACAUCUGUACCGACAAGCGUGUGAACAGCUGUUGAACAAGUGUCCCGCUUACAUUUAAACGUGCAUAUAAAUAGAUAUACCGGAAAUGUACAAUGCGGUGGUUUCUCGGCAUCGGUAACACCCGCAUUUGUGUUGACUUCCAGCAUCACAUUCUACAAAGGAACAACGAACGGGAGAUGCUACCUGUUUCGUUUUCCCAGCUG